AUGGCUUCCGUGCAAUUUCCUGAGGACAAUGGGGAGGACAACGACCAAAGUGGCGAUGUCCGGGAGGUCCCUAGCAACGUCUCCAAACCUACGAAACGACAAAGAUGGGCCACCACGCGAGCUCCUGGAGCUGGAGGCAUCAAAAAGCGUGUCUCGAUCAUCGACCGCUUUCACAAACGAUCGGAUACGAGAGACGAAAAACGAAAAUCGAACAAUACCAGUGUCUCGACUAACAAUGGAUCGACUAAUGGAGAUGAGAACCCGGAAGGAGGACCAAACCGGAGGGUGUACUUCAGUAUCCCGAUCCCCGAAUCCGAGAGAGACGAGGAAGGUCAUUUGAAGAUUACUUAUCCCAGAAACAAAAUCCGAACCGCCAAGUACACAGCCCUCACGUUCGUUCCUUACAACAUCUGGCUGCAAUUUCACAACAUCGCGAACAUCUAUUUCUUGUUCGUCAUUAUUCUUAAUUUCUUCCCGAUCUUCGGUGCCAACAACCCCGGUCUUAAUGCAGUUCCGUUGAUCGUCAUUAUUGUCGUGACCGCCAUAAAAGAUGCGAUUGAAGAUUGGGGACGGACGGUGUCCGACAACCAAGUCAACAAUUCCCCCGUUUACCGACUUAUCGAAUGGAAUAACGUCAACUCGACCGAGGAUAACAUUGAUUUAUGGCGCCGGAUCAAAAAAGCUUGUACACGAGGCACCAUCUCCUCGUACAAGUGGAUGGCCGCUCAGUUCAAGAAGAACAAGGGGAGUGGAGUGGACGAGGAAGGGCAGAGGCGCGACUCAUUUUUGAGUACCGCGGACCCCCGAGCCUCGAUCUAUACGCAGCGUAACUCCAUGGCCCCCGAAGAUGUCGCGAUCCCGAUGACCGAUGUUCCAUCGCCCCAACCCGAAGCUCGCGAAGAUUGGCCGAUGAUGAGCACCCAAGAGAACAAGUUUUUGUCACCAAACAGCGCCACUCGCGAGAGCAUCAUGGAACCUGCGCCAGAUAAGAAACAUGGAACCAUCUUGGACAGCGCGAAACAGACACCUGGAAAGGCUCGAUUCAAACGAGAGACCUGGAAAAGCUUGCAAGUUGGUGAUUUUGUCCGGUUGUACAACGAAGACCCGAUCCCGGCCGACAUUGUCAUUCUUUCCACUUCGGACCCGGACGGCGCCUGUUAUGUCGAAACGAAGGGUCUGGAUGGAGAGACCAACCUCAAGGUUCGCCAGGCUCUUCAUUGCGGCCGCCAAGUACGACAUGCCAGGGAUUGCGAAAAGGCCGAGUUUGUCAUCGAAAGCGAGGCACCUCAUGCUAAUUUGUAUGCCUACAAUGGUGCUGUUCGCUGGGACCAGCGUGACCCGCGCUUUCCGGAGGCCCCACGGAAGGAGAUGGUGGAGCCAAUCUCCAUCAACAAUAUCUUGCUCCGUGGUUGCAAUCUGAAGAGUACUGAGUGGGUCCUUGGUGUCGUUCUAUUCACGGGUGGAGAAAGCAAAAUUAUGCUCAAUUCCGGCGCCACUCCAGCCAAACGUCCUCGUAUGGCCAAGGAUCUCAAUUGGAAUGUUAUUUAUAAUUUCUUCAUUCUGUUCCUCAUGUGCCUUGUUGCGGGUAUCGUGAACGGAAUUGCUUGGGCCACACCAGACAAAUCUCUCGAUUACUUCGACCUCAAGUCAUACGGAGGCACGCCGCCUGUUACUGGUAUUGUCACUUUUUGGACUGCCGUCAUCUUGUUCCAGAACUUGGUCCCCAUUUCGCUUUACAUCUCCCUUGAGAUUGUUCGGACUAUCCAAGCGGUGUUCAUUCACAGUGACCUGUACAUGUACUACGAAAAGCUCGGGAUCUACUGUGUUCCCAAAUCCUGGAACAUUUCGGAUGAUGUUGGCCAGGUGGAGUACAUUUUCUCUGACAAGACUGGCACCUUGACCCAAAACGUCAUGGAAUUUAAGAAAUGUACAGUCAAUGGCGUAGCAUACGGAGAGGCCUACACGGAAGCCCAGAUUGGUAUGAGGCGUCGUGAAGGAGCCGAUGCCGAUGCAGAAGCCGCCGAGGCUCGAAAACAAAUCGCCGCCGACGCGCAGCUCAUGCUGGGCCUGUUGCGCGGUAUCCACGAUAAUCCUUAUUUGCACGACGAUCAGCUAACUUUUGUUGCACCCAACUUCGUGGCUGACAUCGGGGGGCAAUCUGGAGACAAGCAGAAGCACUUGAACGAGGACUUCAUGCUGGCUCUUGCGCUGUGUCAUACCGCGCAAUCCCCCGAUGAGGCUGCGCUGGUUAGCACUGCUCGAGACUGUGGAUUUACUGUUCUCGGCCGAGCUGGUGAUGACCUGCUUCUGAACGUGAUGGGCGAAGAACGAACGUAUACCGUUUUGAAUACUCUCGAGUUUAACUCCUCCAGAAAGCGAAUGAGUGCAAUUAUUAGAAUGCCUGACGGCACCAUCCGUCUCUUCUGCAAGGGUGCCGAUAGUAUCAUUUAUUCCCGUCUGGCCCGAGGCAAACAGCAGGAGCUUCGCCGAAAGACCGCUGAGCACCUGGAAGAAUUUGCCAGAGAAGGACUCCGGACUUUGUGUGUUGCCUAUCGACUGCUUAGCGAGCAGGAAUACCAAUCUUGGGUCAAGGAUCACGAUGUCGCGGCCGCCGCUAUCACAGAUCGCGAGGAAAAGCUUGAAAAGGUUUCCAGCGAGAUUGAGCAGGAACUUAUGCUCAUUGGCGGAACUGCUAUUGAGGAUCGACUUCAAGAUGGCGUGCCGGAUACAAUCCAACUCCUUGCGGAUGCUGGUAUCAAGCUUUGGGUUCUCACUGGUGACAAGGUUGAGACUGCCAUAAAUAUCGGCUUCUCUUGCAACCUUCUCAACAACAACAUGGAGUUGAUUGUGCUCAACAUCCCCGAAACUGAACAUCAGCAGGCCUCUGAUGAACUUGACAAGCAUCUGCACACUUUCGGUUUGACUGGUUCCGACGAGGAACUUAUUGCAGCUCGCAAUGAUCAUUCGCCACCUGAGGCCACGCAUGCUGUGGUUGUGGACGGUGAAACCCUCAAGUUGAUGCUUCACGAUGAUUUGAAGCAAAAGUUCCUACUGCUUUGCAAGCAGUGCAAAGCCGUUCUUUGCUGCCGUGUCAGCCCUGCACAGAAAGCCGCUGUCGUCAACAUGGUCAAGAAUGGCUUAAAUAUCAUGGCUCUUUCCAUUGGCGACGGUGCCAACGAUGUGGCCAUGAUUCAAGAGGCAGAUGUGGGUGUUGGUAUUGCUGGCGAGGAAGGUAGACAAGCUGUCAUGUCUUCGGAUUAUGCCAUUGGUCAAUUCCGGUACCUCCAGCGCCUUCUUUUGGUGCAUGGAAGAUGGUCCUACCGUCGUCUCGGAGAGUGCACAGCCAACUUCUUCUACAAGAAUCUUGUGUGGACGUUUGCUCUCUUCUGGUACUGUAUCUACAACGACUUUGAUUGCUCCUAUCUCUUUGAUUACACCUACAUUGUCCUGGUCAACCUUGCCUUCACUUCCUUGCCUGUGAUCUUUAUGGGUAUCUUCGACCAGGACGUUGAUGACAAGGUGUCUCUGGCCGUCCCCCAAUUGUACAUGAGAGGUAUCGAGCGCAAGGAGUGGUCGCAACUCAAGUUCUGGUUGUACAUGUCCGAUGGCAUGUAUCAGUCGAUCAUUUGUUUCUUCAUGCCUUAUCUCCUAUACGCGCCAGCAAACUUCGUCAAUGAAACUGGCAGGAACAUCAAUGACCGAGCCCGUAUUGGUAUUCUUGUUGCGUCGUGUGCCGUGAUUGCCAGCAAUCUUUACAUCAUGAUGAACACCUACCGAUGGGACUGGUUUACUGGUCUGAUUAAUGCCAUCAGUAGUCUGCUGAUCUUCUUAUGGACCGGUAUUUAUACGUCUUUUACUUCAUCUGGACAAUUUUUCCAUGGCGCUGCAGAAGUGUAUGGAUCUUUGAGUUACUGGGUCGUGCUUUUGUUAACCGUCAUGGUCUGCUUGCUGCCUCGGUUCACCUACAACGCUAUCCAAAAGGUGUUCUUCCCGCUUGAUGUCGAUAUCAUCCGUGAACAAGUAACUCAAGGCAAGUUCAAGUACCUGGAUGCAAUCGAAGAUCCCCCUCUGCCCCCCAAGGAGGGCAAAGAUGGCGGCGUGAAAGCAGCACCUCCUAGCGAUGGAUCGGCCACCUCUUCCGAAAUCGCGAAGCCAGUUCAGCCCGCCAUGAAGCAGGAUAUCCCCGUUCCUGAUGAGGAGCGGCCCUUCUACGCACCGUCCAUGGCCCCAACUGCGAAUACCCACAACCCCCGCAGCCAGAACGGUAGCAAUGGAACCAACUACAGUGCUAGCAUUGACCAAUAUCCGCGACCACAAUCCGUGGACUACGUUCGACGCUCCCAUGACCGGACACGGCAUUCGUUCGAUCGGUUCGAGCGGAGUCGACCCAGCUUCGAGCAGAGCAACGACUUUACCUCCGCUGCUAUGCUCUCUCGAGUCGAGUCGUCGCAGACUCCGCACCGUCAAAAAGAAGAUCCGUUCCGAACUCCCGACGAUCCUCCUGUACAUAACAUGAUAUAG
Molecule: messenger RNA, 4521 nt
Organism: Penicillium soppii
Lineage: Eukaryota; Fungi; Ascomycota; Eurotiomycetes; Eurotiales; Aspergillaceae
Exons: 5
Coding region: 1-4521 (1506 amino acids)
Biological process (GO): phospholipid translocation
Cellular component (GO): plasma membrane
Molecular function (GO): ATP binding; ATP hydrolysis activity; magnesium ion binding
Source: RefSeq, a predicted model, not a curated record